Messenger RNA from Lobosporangium transversale, 814 nucleotides. RefSeq lists its product as hypothetical. Lineage: Eukaryota; Fungi; Mortierellomycota; Mortierellomycetes; Mortierellales; Mortierellaceae. The record is from RefSeq and is a predicted model, not a curated record. The transcript has 2 exons. Bases 43 to 687 code for a protein of 214 amino acids.
CAUCAUUUAAUUCAACCAUCCAAGCAUUACACAGAAUCAAUUAUGACUAAGGCGAAUCGAAGCUACUGCUGCUGUUGUGUCCCAUUCCGCUUUGCGGUUGCGAUUUUUUCGACGAUAGCCCUUGCCCUUGGAGGCGCCAGUCUCUGGUCUGUUCUCCGAGUUGGAACCACAGACUCUACCACUCGGAUCGCAGCAUACAUUGCCACGGGUGUUUAUGGGCUUCUCGGUGUGGCAGGUCUGAUAUCCGUGUUCUUCAAGAAGUAUGCAUUGGCUAAGAAUUUCUCGGUCCUGUGGUGGACUGUCACUUUCUUGGUCACGGUACUCUCUGUGAUCAACAUCAUUUUCUUGGCAACGCGUGAGAAAGAGGCAGUCAUGGGCCUUUGCAGGACCCAACUGUUGAAGGACGAUGACAGAUACUUUGGGCCUUACGACCCCAAUAGUCUGUUCGAGGAUGUGGAUGGCUGUUAUAGAUGGGUUAUGAUCAUCACAGGCAUUUGCACGGCUGUCCAAGUAGUGCUGAUGGCAAUCGGAGGAUGGGUGGCUAGCAAGUACACAAGCGAAGUGAAGCACCACAAGGAAGGGUUGACUUACACUUAUGGCCAGGGAUAUGGUCCUGUUACUUCUCAGCCUCAGCACCCACCAUACCAACCUGCGCAUCCCUACACUCACAUCAGUGGCAAGCACUAAACAAAGACAUACAGUAUAUUGCAAAAGAAAAGAUAGCAUAUUGCAAAUCAAACCGCUUCCUGUAUAUAAUACCUUGAUACCACAAUUUCAAUAACAACAAUAAAGUUCAUGCCAAGAGUAGAUUGAC